AUGCCGAAAUUAAAAAAUAAAGGGCCCAAGUCGGCCAAAGUGGAAGCCUCAGCGCCGCCGCCACCAGUUCCUCCAUCAUGGCCAGCUUUCAAGCCUUCUCUGCCGAUAGUUGACUUGUCUCCUGAACCUCAUCCAUUGACUUCCAAGGUUGCUCUCAUACCUUCAUUUUUCCCGCGAUCGCUCUGCCGCGACUAUGUCGCCUUUCUAAAAACCCUUCCUCUACAAACAACGCCGGGCCGUCCCAAGCGGGGCGAAGCAGUUCGUGUCAACGAUCGGUUCCAGGUUGAGAGCUAUGACUUUGCUAUGCGAUUAUGGGAGCAAACUGGUUUGAAAGAGGUCUUGCUAGACGGUGACGUUAACGAGAAGUGGUAA
Messenger RNA from Fusarium subglutinans, 372 nucleotides. Its product is annotated as 2og-fe oxygenase superfamily. NCBI's taxonomy places the organism in Eukaryota, Fungi, Ascomycota, Sordariomycetes, Hypocreales, Nectriaceae. Bases 1 to 372 code for a protein of 123 amino acids. The transcript has a single exon. The record is from RefSeq and is a predicted model, not a curated record.